AUGAAAAUCACAGUGAAAGAAGUAUAUCCAGUUUUUGCAUGGUCGUGGGACACUGACACUGGAUCGAAGGAGUUCUAUAAGAAUGAUCCACAACAUAAUGAUCGUCCAGAUUUCAAUAGCGAAACAUACACAUUUUUACGAAAUUAUAGAAAUGAUGAGGAUGAUGUGUGUGGUAUUUGUCGUGUAAGUUAUAAUGGAGUUUGUCCAAAUUGUAAAAUACCUGGUAGAUCAUGUCCUUUAGUGGUCGGUCAAUGUAAUCAUAACUUCCAUGUUCAUUGUAUAUAUAGAUGGUUAGAUACAGUAAAUUCAAAGGGGUUAUGUCCAAUGUGUAGACAAGAAUUUACUCUGAAGGAGGAUGUAGUAAUAAAUACUAAACAUUGGGAACGAUUUAUGACCCUUUUAAGUAAGAAUCGAGAAAGAAGAUUACUAAUGGAACGUGAGGAACAAGAUUUAAAUAAUGAAAUAAUGGGGGAAGAAGAUGCUGCAGAACAAGAUGGUACGGAAGGGCGACUAGAAAUGGAAGAAGAGGACGACAUGCAAUAUGAUGAUUCUGAUGAUGAUGAUGAUGAUGAUGAUGAUGAUGAUGAUGAGCCACAAACAUGA
Messenger RNA from Maudiozyma saulgeensis, 603 nucleotides. The record is from the annotation of a GenBank genome assembly. Lineage: Eukaryota; Fungi; Ascomycota; Saccharomycetes; Saccharomycetales; Saccharomycetaceae.